AUGCCUUCCGAUCAAGCUUUCUUCCAUUACUCCGUUAUCUCUUACUUCCUCAUCGCACCACCCACCUUCAUCUCCUGCCAGUUCACGACCGCCCCUUACGGCAAGCACCACCGGAAGGGAUGGGGUCCCACCAUCUCCCCACCAUUAGCCUGGUUCCUCAUGGAAAGCCCCACCCUAUGGUUCACACUCCUCCUCUUCCCACUGGGCCAACACCGUUCUGAUCCAAAAUCCAUCAUCCUCAUUUCACCUUUCAUCUUCCACUACUUCCACCGCACUAUCAUCUACCCUCUCCGCCUCCGCCGCAAACUCUCAAAUGGGUAUCCGAUCAGUGUCGCUCUCAUGGCCUUCACAUUCAACCUCUUCAAUUCUUACUUGCAGACCAGAUGGGUGUCCGAAUACGCAGAUUACCGGACCGAUGAGUGGUUCUGGUGGCGAUUUUGCGUUGGAUUGGCGGUUUUCUUGGGUGGUAUGGCGGUGAAUGUGAAGUCAGAUAUGGAAUUGAUGAAAUUGAAGAGUGCCGGCGGUGGGUAUAAGAUUCCGAGAGGCGGUUUCUUUGAACUUGUGAGCUGCCCAAAUUACUCCGGUGAGAUAGUAGAGUGGUUGGGUUGGGGAUUGAUGACCGGGUCAUGGGUCGGGUUAGGGUUUUUCGUAUACACGUGUGCCAACUUGGUGCCGAGGGCACGUGCGAAUCACAAGUGGUAUAUGGGAAAAUUUGGUGAAGAUUAUCCCAAAGGGAGGAAGGCUGUAAUCCCAUUUGUGUAUUGA
Lactuca virosa is the source of this 765-nucleotide messenger RNA. NCBI's taxonomy places the organism in Eukaryota, Viridiplantae, Streptophyta, Magnoliopsida, Asterales, Asteraceae. The record is from the annotation of a GenBank genome assembly.